AUGUGGAAGUACGUCUUCGCCGCUUUUCUUGUGUUCUUCAGUAUUGUCUACAGUCAAGAGUACGCCGCAUAUUGUGACAACACCACACAAAACGAUAAAGUCUACAGUCAAGAGUACGCCGCAUAUUGUGACAACACCACACAAAACGAUAAAGUCUACAGUCAAGAGUACGCCGCAUAUUGUGACAACACCACACAAAACGAUAAAGUCUACAGUCAAGAGUACGCCGCAUAUUGUGACAACACCACACACAACGAUAAAGUCUACAGUCAAGAGUACGCCGCAUAUUGUGACAACACCACACAAAACGAUAAAGUCUACAGUCAAGAGUACGCCGCAUAUUGUGACAACACCACACAAAACGAUAAAGUCUACAGUCAAGAGUACGCCACAUAUUGUGACAACACCACACAAAACGAUAAAGUCUACAGUCAAGAGUACGCCACAUAUUGUGACAACACCACACAAAACGAUAAAGUCUACAGUCAAGAGUACGCCGCAUAUUGUGACAACACCACACAAAACGAUAAAGUCUACAGUCAAGAGUACGCCACAUAUUGUGACAACACCACACAAAACGAUAAAGUCUACAAUCAAGAGUACGCCGCAUAUUGUGACAACACCACACAAAACGAUAAAGUCUACAGUCAAGAGUACGCCACAUAUUGUGACAACACCACACAAAACGAUAAAGUCUACAGUCAAGAGUACGCCGCAUAUUGUGACAACACCACACAAAACGAUAAAGUCUACAGUCAAGAGUACGCCACAUAUUGUGACAACACCACACACAAAACGAUAAAGUCUACAGUCAAGAGUACGCCACAUAUUGUGACAACACCACACAAAACGAUAAAGUCUACAGUCAAGAGUACGCCACAUAUUGUGACAACACCACACAAAACGAUAAAGUCUACAGUCAAGAGUACGCCGCAUAUUGUGACAACACCACACAAAACGAUAAAGUCUACAGUCAAGAGUACGCCACAUAUUGUGACAACACCACACAAAACGAUAAAGUCUACAGUCAAGAGUACGCCACAUAUUGUGACAACACCACACAAAACGAUAAAGUCUACAGUCAAGAGUACGCCGCAUAUUGUGACAACACCACACAAAACGAUAAAGUCUACAGUCAAGAGUACGCCACAUAUUGUGACAACACCACACAAAACGAUAAAGUCUACGAUAAAGUCUACAGUCAAGAAUGGUGAUGAUGAUACUGAUGUUGCUAGCAGUGAUAAUGAUGAUGAUGAUGAUACUGAUGUUGCUAGCAGUGAUAAUGAUGGUGAUAAUGAUACUGAUGUUGCUAGCAGUGAUAAUGAUGAUGAUGAUGAUACUGAUGUUGCUAGCAGUGAUAAUGAUGAUGAUGAUGAUACUGAUGUUGCUAGCAGUGAUAAUGAUGGUGAUGAUACUGAUGUUACUAGCAGUGAUAAUGAUGGUGAUGAUACUGAUGUUGCUAGCAGUGAUAAUGAUGGUGAUGAUGCUUCUGAUGUUGCUAGCAGUGAUAAUGAUGGUGAUGAUGAUACUGAUGUUGCUAGCAGUGAUAAUGAUGGUGAUGAUACUGAUGUUGCUAGCAGUGAUAAUGAUGAUGAUGAUGAUACUGAUGUUGCUAGCAGUGAUAAUGAUGGUGAUGAUACUGAUGUUACUAGCAGUGAUAAUGAUGGUGAUGAUACUGAUGUUGCUAGCAGUGAUAAUGAUGGUGAUGAUGCUACUGAUGUUGCUAGCAGUGAUAAUGAUGGUGAUGAUGAUACUGAUGUUGCUAGCAGUGAUAAUGAUGAUGAUGAUACUGAUGUUGCUAGCAGUGAUAAUGAUGAUGAUGAUGAUACUGAUGUUGCUAGCAGUGAUAAUGAUGGUGAUGAUGAUACUGAUGUUGCUAGCAGUGAUAAUGAUGGUGAUGAUGAUACUGAUGUUGCUAGCAGUGAUAAUGAUGGUGAUGAUGAUACUGAUGUUGCUAGAAGUGAUAAUGAUGAUGAUGAUACUGAUGUUGAUAGCAGUGAUAAUGAUGCAUCAGCAACUUCAGGGAGGACUACCAAAGUGAAUAAACAGAGCAAAGCGGACAAUUCAAAACAAGUGUUAAUUGGCCUUGGAUCUGCCAUUGGAGUGGUAGCCUUAAUCGCCCUAGUUAUCUUUGUCGUGAUCUUACGGAAAUCGGCGAAGAAGAAGAGCCACUUGUAUUACGUGAACAAUGACUUCGACUUGGAAUCACACAACAGGGCCAACAAGGCCAUAUUUGAGGCCGAACUGAUGGCGACAGGAAUUAUACCCUUGGAAGACGACAGCCCCAGAGACAGUGUGCAGAACAUUGCCAAUCCCGUCUUUAACGAGUCGUGA
Molecule: messenger RNA, 2334 nt
Organism: Gigantopelta aegis
Lineage: Eukaryota; Metazoa; Mollusca; Gastropoda; Neomphalida; Peltospiridae
Product: serine-aspartate repeat-containing protein C-like
Exons: 4
Coding region: 1-2334 (777 amino acids)
Source: RefSeq, a predicted model, not a curated record